GGGUCACAAGCAUCAGAGCGGAGGAAUCAGCCUAUGAAACCGAGAAUAUGGACAGAAAAUGAACAGAAAUAAGAUUAUACAUCCACACAGUGAUUUUUGCAAGAACAAGAAAAAGAAACGCAGAUGACAGCAAAGAAACUGAGGAGGUGAGACUGUAAUUUUGUCCUCGCAGUGGGAGCGUUUAUCCGCCGUCCAGGUCCAAAAAACCUUUUUCACUUCAAGCUGAAUAAAGUUCCUCGGCUGGAGAUUGUUUUACUUGGAGAUGAAUGGAAUGAGAAUGAGAAUCAGAGGGAAAAGAAGAGAAGGGAGGAGCAGAAUAAAAAAGAUGUCUAGGAGAAAUCAUGUUGAGAUGUAGGCGCGUGCCUGUGACUCUAAUGAUUCCGUCCGUUCCACCGUGCGCACGCGCGUCGUCCUCGCCUCUCGGGAGCGCGCUGAGCGGCGGCGCGUCUGGUGUGGAGUUUAUUCAACGACGCUCUCAAACUUCGGUAUUAUUCUGCGCUUGAGGAUGCGUGUCACGGUGUGAAAGGAAAAUACUGACUGACGUGCGGCUAAUUGGAUUGAGACGGUCCGGCGAGAGAAAGAAUAAAAGAAGAUCAUUUAAGUCUCGCCAUGAGUCUGGGAAAGCUGCCGGCGAUCAAGGGCCUGGUGUCCACGUCUCACGGCAAACGGCGGUUUAAGAGCGACCUGUCGGUGGACAUGAUCAGUCCGCCGCUCGGCGACUUCCGCCACACCAUGCACGUGGGCCGCGGCGGGGACGUCUUCGGUGACACUUCGUUUCUGAGUAACUACGGCGGAUCAAGUAACAGCGAAGGGAUACGAUACCCGGAUUCGCCCUCCGGCUCCAAACCGACGCGCUUUUUAUCACGAACACUGCAGCAUGUGAGAAAGACUCCUCUGCCACGGCUGAGAGGAGGGUCACGUGACUUCUCGUCCCCUCCGCCGCCCAUCUCACCCAUCAUUAAAAACGCCAUCUCUCUGCCUCAGCUGAACAUGAACGACGGCGGCCUGAUGAGGGCGCUGCUGCCCACCUCCACCAGCUCACCGGACGAACCGCUCUGCUCCUACGGUCUUCAUUCUGGUUUCGUCACGCUGCCUCGUUCAUCUCGUCUCGACCAAAGCUUUGCAGAAACGUCUGAAAUGCUCAGCUCAGAUAGUCGACGGAGCUCCUUACCUGAGAACAGCGAGGUCUCAAUGACGCGAUCUGAUUCGCUCUCGUCCUUCACGGUGGACCUCGGCCCCUCCCUCAUGAGUGAGGUGUUGGAGUUGAUUGACAGCUCCUGCUGCCUCAUUAGGAGCCAUCAGGAUCAGGAGGAGGAGGAGGAGGAGGAAGGGCAGCAGAGCUCUGUGUUUGAGAUGGAUCAUGAAUGUCAGACAGCUCCGAUCGGAGCAGACAUCACCAUCGAGCCCAGGAGGUUCCAGCAGGCUGCUAGCGUGCUAGCACGUCACUUUGGAGGAGGAAGACCUGAAGAAGAGAGUCAGAGACCGUCAUCUUUCAGACACACAAGGACGCCAUACAGCUUCACUGAGACAGAGGAUGAAAUCAAAGUAUGAGCAUCAGAAAUCAAACAUAAGGACAGUUAUGAUAUUAUAAACCAGUCUGAUUUCAAAGACAGUUUAGUUUUUAUUACAGUCUUGUUUUGAAAAUAAGAAUCCAGGGAUUUUUAUUUGGACAGUUUAAAGGACUUGAAAGAGACCUGCUAUACAGUCAGUGCAUGAAUGGAGAGCCAUCUUUCUCUAUUAAUUAACAAACAUUCAGCUGUAAAUUUCUUUUUAAAUCUUGGAAUCAAGUAUAUAUUCAAUAAAACUGUUCUGUACAUUUUUUCACAAGUACAUUUAUAUUUUAAUGUUGUUUAAAUGUGCAUAUUCAUGUACAAAACCUAAAGGCAAUAACCAGGAUCUUUAGCAUCUACAGUUAAUUAAAUAUAGAUCUACAGCAAAGACAUUCAUAUUAUUUGUAUUUUUUCAUUGUGACAUUUAGAUUUUAUAAAACUUCAUAUAUUUUAACAGAAUUUGUCCAGUUUUAUACUUAACCCUGACAGAUAUAUGUAUUUUUGAGCGAACAAGUAAUGUUAAACACAAAUGAAUAAUAUUCAUAUAUGCAGUGAAUUUAUGUGGAAUUAAUUUGGGAGUUUCUUAUGUGUAUAUAAUUUACGGUUAAUAAAAGAUGUGUUUAGGAACAUGUAC
This is a messenger RNA of Cyprinus carpio (common carp), 2184 nucleotides long. RefSeq names its product cdc42 effector protein 1-like. Lineage: Eukaryota; Metazoa; Chordata; Actinopteri; Cypriniformes; Cyprinidae. The transcript has 5 exons. The record is from RefSeq and is a predicted model, not a curated record. Bases 610 to 1551 code for a protein of 313 amino acids.